UGAGACAAAGUCUCUGUUACCCAGGCUGGAGUUCAGUGGCAUGAUCUCAGAUCACUGCAAACUCUGCCUCCCAGACAAUUCUCCUGUUUUAGCCUCCCAAGAAGUUGGGGAUUAUAGUCCAGUGCCACCACCCCCAACUAAUUUUUUUUGUAUUUUUAGUAGAGAUGGGGUUUCACCAUUUUGGCCCAGCUGGUCUUGAACUCCUGCCAUCGGGUUGUAGCAGGAUGAGCCACAGACAAAACUUCUCAGACACUGAGUUGUAGAAGGAAGGGCUUUAUUCAGCUGGGAGCAUAGGCAAGCUACUGUCUUAAAAUCCGAGCUCUCUGAGUGAACAAUUUCUGUCCCUUUUAAGGGCUCACAACACUAAAGAUUUCACAUUAAAGGGUAGUGAUUGAUUUGAGCAAGCAGGGGGUAUGUGACAGGGGGUGCAUGCACUGGUGGUCAGAGUGAAACAGAACAGAACAGGAGGUUUCACAAUGUCCUUCCAUACAAUGUCUGGGAUCUAUAGAUAACAUCAGUUGCUAGGUCAGGGGUGGAAUUUUAAUUACUAGGUUUAGGCCAGGCAGGCCGAGGCCUGGUUUCAGGUCUGGUUUUAGGUCUGAUGCCUGGCACCGGGAUGCCUGCCUUUGGUUUCACUUCCUUGUUUUUUUCUUAAAACAGGUACUGAGUAUAAAACAAUAUAAAACAAUAUAAGAGGGUCUCUCUCUCUUCCCUCAUUUCCCCCCUUUGAGAGUCUCACUUUUUAUUAGUGGGAAUUCUCACUCUUAUUUUUGCUACUUAUGUCUUUUUGUGUAACAGAUUGAUAGUGAUUCAUAUAGUACACUUGUGCUGAAGCAUUUUGGUGAACUAAAAUAGUGAUGAAGCUUUUUAUCGUUUGAAGAAGUACAGGUAGCAAACAAGGCAGCAGUAAGCAGGUUUCUAUUACUAUAAUAACUCCUAUUAUAAGAGUUUUAAAUCCUCCUAGUGCUGGGAACUACUUUCUAAACAUGGCAUCAGGGUUGAAUCCAUGCUACACUUGUACGGGCACAUGUGUCAGUUUUGUCUUUUUUUUUUUUUUUUUUUUUGAGACGAAGUCUUGCUCUGUCGCCCAGGCUGGAAUACAGUGGGUUGAUCUCGGCUCACUGCAAGCUCCCCCUCCCAGGUUCACGCCAUUCUCCUGCCUCAGCCUCCGGAGUAGCUGGGACUACAGGCACCCACCACCACACCCUGCUAAUUUUUUGUAUUUUUAGUAGAGACGGGGAUUCACCGUGUUAGCCAGGAUGGUCUUGAUCUCCUGACCUUGUGAUCCACCCACCUCGGUCUCCCAAAGUGCUGGGAUUACAGGCUUGAGCCACCACGCCUGGCCCGUUUUGUCAUAUUUUAAACUAUGUCUUUAACUACUUGCCUUUGAUUAUCUAUGUGUAGACAGUAAGUAGUAAGGAUAAAUUUCUUUUUUUUUUUUUUUUGAGAUGGAGUCUUGCUCUAUCACCCAGGCUGGAGUGCAGUGGCAUGAUCUCAGCUCACCGCAAGCUCCACCUCCCAGGUUCAUGCCAUUCUCCUGCCUCAGCCUCCCGAGUAGCUGAGACUACAGGUGCCCACCACCACGCCUGGCUAAUUUUCUGUAUUUUUUUUUAUAGUGGGAUUACAAGCGUAAGCCACCAGGCCUGGCCUAUUUUAUUAUUAUUAUUAUUAUUAUUUGAGACAGUCCUGCUUUGUCGCCCAGGCUGGAGGGCAGUGGGGUGAUCUCGGCUCACUGCAACCUCUGCCUCCCACGUUCAAGUGCUUCUCCUGUAUCAGCCUCUAGAGUAGCUGGGACUACAGGAGCCCACCACCACACCCUGUUAAUCUUUGUAUUUUUAGUAGAGACAAGGUUUCACCACAUUGGCCAGGUUGGUCUCCAAACUCCUGAGCUCAAGUGAUCCACCCACCUUGUCCUCCCAAAGUCCUGGUGUGAGCCACCUCACCCAUCCCCUCUUCACUAAUUUUUAAUUUACCUAAUGAAUUCUGAUUUUGAACCCAUGUAUUGAGUUUUUUCAUUUAGUUACUCUAUUUUUAGCCCAAGAGUUUCUGUGUAGUUCUUCAUAAUUGCUGUAUGUUGGUUGACGUUUGAAUUUUCUUCAUGCAUUGCUUUUAUAGUUUCUUGAAGCUGUCUCUUAUUUCAAUGCAUUUCCAACUUUUUGGUGGAUGUGGGUAACGGGGUCUCACUAUGUCCCCCAGGCUGGAGGGCAGUGGUGCGAUCUUGAGUCACUUCAACCUCUGCUCUCCAGGGUCAAGCGAUCCUCCCACCUCAGCCUGGUGAGUAACUGUGGAUGUGUCCUCUCUAGGUUUUUGCUUCUCAUCUCUGAACUGAAGUUGAUUUAAGUGUGUGUGGAUGUGGUCUGAAGUGUGCAGGAGAGAUUAAUGGAGAAGCCCAACAUGGUGAAACCCAGUCUCUACUAAAAACAGAAAACAAUUAGCCAGGCGUGGUCGCACUGGCCUGUAAUGGCAGCUACCUGGCAGACUGGGGCAGGAGAACUGCUUGAACCCGGGAGGUGGAGGUUGCAGUGAGCCGAGAUAGCGCCAGUACACUCCAGCCUGGGUGACAGAGCUAGACGCUGUCUGAAAAAACAACAGCAACAACAAACAAACAACUAAAAAAAAAAAGGUUAUUCUGUAAAUAAUUAGGAAGACUAAGCAGCCCCAGAGUUAAGACCUUUCGGCAUCAUUGUCCCUUCUUAUGGAGUGAUAAAGUAACCUUCCUUGAAGUGUAUCAACCCAUCACCAGUCAAGUUGCUGCACCCUAUGCACUGGUCUUGAAUGGAAAAUGUGUUGAUUCUGGUAAAGCUUCUCUGUCUUUUCCUAUGUGUGUAAAAUCUUAACGUCUCCACCUGAGAACGCUGAUCCCAUUCAUUUGAAGUUGAUGUUUCCAGGUGGCUAUUUGCAAGCUUUGUGUUCAAACUCUGCACUUAAUCAUAUAUUCUAAAUUUUAUUAUUUACCUCUGACAUCAGUGUCUGUCGUAUUGUAGGAGCCUCACCAGAGAGGGCACCUGUCCCCAUGUUGUAAAACUCACACUUGUCAAAAAGACAUGGGUUAGGGUUUUUCCCCCUCCCUCGGGAUGAAGCUAAUUAGCUGACACAGAUGGUCACCUCCGUUACCAAGUAAAGGCAGGAUGAAGUACGUGUGACCCAAGGGGUUGUCAAAUCCUCUUCCCUGAGGACUGAUUAGUGUUUAUCUUGAAAACAUGUGCUUAAUGGGUUGUAUAGAACAGUGACGUUUCUUUCUCUCUUUUCAACCUCAUAGCUGUUUGCCUCUAUUUCCCAUCACAUUUGAGUCGAAGGUUCUUUAUUAAUAAAAUGGUUUUUAUUUAUUUCUCUGUUGUCGUGGAGAUAAUUACCCAUUUGGGGGAAGAUUUUUUUUGUUUUCAAUUAUAUUUUGUCAACGUUUAAAUAGUAAAGAGUAUUCCUUAGGCUACGCAAGGUAGCCCACGCCUGUAGUCCCAGCACUUUAGGAGGCCAAGGCAGGUAGAUUACUUGAAGUUCGGAGUUUGAGACCAGCCUGGCCAACAUGGUGAAAGCCCGCCUCUAUCAAAAAUACAAAAAUUAGCCGGGCAUGGUCGCGCGUGCCUCUAAUACCAGUAAUACUCCGGAGGCUGAGGCAGGAGAAUCGCUUCAACCCAGGAGGCAGAGGUCGCAGUGAGCAGAGAUCACGCCCCUUCACGCCAGCCUGGGCGACAGAGGGAGACUCCCUCAAAGAAAAAGAAAAGAAAAACGUGAAAAAAAAGUAAUAGAUUUCUUCCACAAAUGUGCUGGAACAACUAACUGGAUAUCCACACGGAACAGAAUAAUGUUGGAUACCUAUGUCACACCAUCAAAAAUUUUAUUUAAAAAGGUUUAAAAAGCGAGAGAGAGAGAGAGACGGAGAGAGAGGGAGACAAGGAAGGUGGCCUUGCGGGAGGGAGUGUUACUUUGUCGCCCAGGCUGGCCUGGACCCCAGGGCUCAGCGAUCUUCCUGCUCCUACUUCCUGAGUAGCUGGGACCUCAGGCUCCCGCCUUCGCGCCUGCAUCCCUGCUGUGUUUAAGCAGCAGGUGGUGACCUCACUCCUCCCUGGCCUGAGCACUCAGUCCCGCAUCCCAGGCAGUGGCUUUAGGGAAGUCUCUGAAGCUGAGCACAGGGCGGACCCUCCCUCCCGUGUGAAUGGAGAAUAGAAAGGGAGAGGAUUUCUGUUCUGUUCUGUGGGCCGUCAGCAUGAAAUCCUAUGUUCCGCCCACGCAGGGCUUUGCAUUUCACAUUCUAGUUUGCAUCCCCGUUCCAGAAAAUUCAGGGCUUUUGAAUCAUGCCUCAUACUUCCUGGCCACUCUCGCCUCCCAAACCGGAAAAACAGAGGCGCUGGGAGCUAGGAUGUGAACACACAGGUCCCGCCACGGCCCCGCCCUCUGCCGGUUCUAAACCGCAAAGUCCGCUUCGCGCGCGGCCGCUACCCGGCCCAGGCCCCGCCCACCACCUCGCGGGGCCGCCGAGGCCUGGCUUCCGUCCUGCGCGCGCAGAUUCUCGCAAAUGUGGAAGCGGAUCGCGUGGAGUGACGGUCACACCGCGGCGAAUUAAUUUCCAAAGACUCAUGUUACAUGAGAAAGCCACCAAGAAGACCAAAGAAAAGGAGACAAGGAUGGCUCUUCCUCAGGGAUGCUUGACUUUCAGGGAUGUGGCUAUAGAAUUCUCUUUGGAGGAGUGGAAAUGCCUGAACCCUGCACAGAGGGCUUUAUACAGGGCCGUGAUGUUGGAGAACUACAGGAACCUGGAGUCUGUGGAUAGCUCUUUAAAAUCCAUGAUGGAGUUCUCAUCAACAGGGCACGGUAAUACAGGAGAAGUGAUCCACACAGGGACAUUGCAAAGAUAUAAAAGUCAUCACAUUGGAGAUUUUUGCUUCCCAGAAAUCAAGAAAGAUAUUCAUGACUUUGAGUUUCAGUGGCAAGAAAUUAAAAGAAAUGGCCAUGAAGCACCCAUGACAAAAAUCAAAAAGUUGACUGGUAGUACAGACCGAUGUGAUCAAAGACAUGCUGGAAACAAGCCUAUUAAAGAUCAGCUUGGAUCAAGCUUUUAUUCACAUCUGCCUGAACUGCACGAAUUUCAGACUGAAGGGAAAAUUGAUAAUCAAGUGGAGAAGUCUAUCAACAAUGCUUCCUUGGUUUCAACAUCCCAAAGAAUUUCUUGUAGGCUCAAAACCCAUAUUUCUAAUAGGUAUGGGAAGAACUUUCUCCAUUCUUCAUUAUUGACACAAAUCCAGGAAGAACACGUGAGAGAAAAACCUUUCCAAUGUAAUGAGUGUGGCAAAGCCUUUAAUUAUGGCUCACAUUUAAGAAGACAUCAUGUAACCCAUUCAGGAGAGAAACAAUAUAAAUGUGAUGUAUGUGGCAAAGUGUUUCAUCAAAAGCAAUACCUUGCAUGGCACCAUAGAGUUCAUACUGGAGAAAAACCUUACAAGUGUAAUGAGUGUUCCAAGACCUUCGGUCACAAGUCAUCUCUUACACGCCAUCGUAGACUUCAUACUGGAGAGAAACCUUACAAGUGUAAUGAGUGUGGCAAGACCUUCAGUCAGACGUCAUCCCUUGUAGGGCAUCGUAGACGUCAUACUGGAGAGAAACCUUACAAAUGUGAAGGAUGUGACAAAGUUUACAGUUGCAGAUCACAACUUGAAACACAUAGGCGAAUUCAUACUGGAGAGAAACCAUACAAAUGUAAGGUUUGUGACAAAGCUUUUAGGCAUAAUUCAUGCCUUUCACGCCAUAACAGAGUUCAUACUGAAGAGAAACCUUACACAUGUAAUGAAUGUGGCAAGGUUUUCCAGCGUGAUUCAUACCUUGCACAACAUCAGAGAGUUCAUACUGGAGAGAAACCUUACACAUGUAAUGAAUGUGGUAAGGUUUUUAAUCAAAAAGCACACCUUGCAUGUCAUUAUAGGCUUCAUACUGGAGAGAAACCUUACAAGUGUAAUGAGUGUGGCAAGACCUUCAGUCAGAAGUCAUCCCUUGUGGGCCAUCGUAGACUUCAUACCGGAGAAAAACCUUACAACUGUCAUGAGUGUGGCAAGACCUUUGCUCGAAAUUCAUCCCUUCUAAUUCAUAAGGCAAUUCAUACUGGAGAGAAACCUUACAAGUGUAAUGAAUGUGGCAAGGUUUUUAAUCAACAAUCAAACCUUGCACAACAUCAGAGAGUUCAUACUGGAGAGAAACCUUACAGGUGUAAUGAGUGUGGCAAGACCUUCAGUCAUAUGUCAUCCUUUGUAUACCAUUAUAGACUUCAUACUGGAGAGAAACCUUACAAGUGCAAUGAGUGUGGCAAGACCUUCAGUCAUAUGUCAUCCUUUGUAUGCCAUCAUAGACUUCAUACUGGAGAAAAUCCUUAUAAGUGCAAUGAGUGUGGCAAAGCCUUUAGUGGGCAGUCAUCACUUAUUCAUCAUCAAGCAAUCCAUGGUAUAGGGAAACUUUACAAAUGUAAUGAUUCUCACAAAGUCCUCAGUAAUGCUACAAGCAUUGCAAAUCAUUAGAGAAUCCAUAAUGAAGAGAGAUCUUACAAGCGUAGUAAAUGUGGCAGAUAUUUCAGACAUUGUUCAUAGCUUGCAGUUCAUCAGUGAACUCAUACUGGAAAGAAACGUUACAAAUGUCAUGAUUGCAGCAAGGUCUUCAGUCAAGCUUCAUUUUAUGCAAAACACAGGAGAAUUCAUAUGGGAGAGAACCUCACAACUGUGACAAUUGUGGCAGUCAUUUUUUUUUUUUCUUUUUUCAGAUGAAGUCUUACUCUUUUGUCCAGGCUGGGGUGCAGUGGCGUGAUCUCGGCUCACGGCAACCUCCACCUCCCAGGUUCAUACGAUUCUCCUUCCUAGCCUCCUGAGUAGCUGGGACUACAAGCAUGCUCCACCAAGCCUGGCUAAUUUUUAUGUUUUUAGUAGAGACAGGGUUUCACCAUGUUGGCCUGGUUGCUCUCAACUCUUGAUCUUGUGAUCCGCCUGCCUCGGCCUCCCAAAGUGCUGGUAUUACAGGCAUGAGCCACCACGCCCAGUGUGGCAAUGUCUUUACUUUACAUUCACACCGCAUUAGACAUCAGGGAAUCUAUACUGGACAGAAAUCUUACAAAUGGAAUAGGUGUGGCAAUGUCUUUAGUCUGAGGUCACUCCUUGCAGAACAGUAGAAAAUUCAUUUUUGAGAUAAUUGUCCCAAAUACAAUUACUAUAGAAAAUGACAAACUUUAAUUGACAUUAGAGUCAAUUCUGCAUUGACUAGAGUUUGAGUUGACUUAACAUUGAGUUCAAGCAUUAAUUGACAUAAAAAGUGUUUACGUUAAGAAGAAUGGGCAGGGUGUAGUUGCUCACACCUAUAAUCCCAGCACUUUGGGAGGCCAAGGCAGACAGAUCACUUGAGGUCAGCAGUUUGAGACCAGCUGGGCCAACAGACCUGAACCAGUUUGCCCAGCCUGUUUUUUCUUUCCUUCUUUCUUUCUUUUCUUUUCUUUUUUUUUUUUUUUUUUUUUUUUUUUUGAGACAGAGUCUUUCUCUUGUCGCCCAAGCUGGCGUGCAAUGGCACAAUCUUGGUUCACUGCAACCUCCACCUCCUGCAUUCAAGCAAUUCUCUUUUCUAAGCCUCCCAAGUAGCUGGGAUUUCAGAUGUGUGCCACCACACCACAUAGUCCCUCUCCACAGAGAUGGUUGAGAAGGCUGAUGGAAAAGCCAGAUACUUGUUCUACAGCUUUCCCUGACACUAGUAUAUCAUCCACAUACUGGAGCAUAGAUAUACACUUUGGGAUGCUCAUCUUUUCUAACACCUCCUCAAGAAUUUGGCCAAACAAGUUAGGAGAAUCUGUAAAUCCUUGGGGUAAGACUGUCCGGCAGUAUUGUUGUUUUCACCCAGAGUGAGAAUCUUCCCAUUCAAAAGUGAAUAUAUCCUGACUAUCUUCAGCUAAAGGACAUGCCCAGAAGGCAUCUUUCAGGUCUAUUUCUGUAAACCACUGAUGGUCAUAUGGAAUUUUGCUGAGAAUAGUAUAUGGAUUGGGAACAACAGGAUGAGUGGUUUGAACAGUUUGAUUAAUGGCUUGAAGAUCUUCUACAAGCCAGUAUCACCAAUCUGACUACUUUACAAGUAAUAUUGGAGUAGUAUAGGGAGACAUGCACAGUUCAAGUAGCCCAUCUCAGAUAAGGCUCUCAAUUAGAGGUUUUAAACCUAAUCUACCUUCUAAGGGAAUUGGAUAUUGGUUUCUUUUCACUGUUUCCCUGGGAGUUUUUAACUUUAUGUGAAUUGGAGGAACUUGUAGCUUCCUUCAAUUUCCCUCCCUUGACCACUCAUUAGCAUUGAUGUAGCUUUCUUCUGCUGUAGUAAACAGGUUUAAUGAAGUGAAGAAUCCUUCUGGGCUUACAUGCAAGCCUAUACCUAACUUUGCCAUUAGGCCACUUCCUAACAAGUUUGUCCCAGCCUUAGGAAGUAGCAAAAAUUUAACAUUGGUUGAUCGGGUUUCAAAUCUGACUUCUGUUUUUUCUGAGACUUUGGCUUUAAAUCCUUGCCCUUUGACUCCUAAAACUUGAAGUUCUUCUAAUAAACAAUUUAUAUUAGAGGGCACAAAACAAACAGAGGAGUGGGAAGCUCCUGAGUCUAUUAGAAAAGUAAUAAGUUCGGCUGGGUGCCAUGGCUUACACCUGUAAUCCCAGCACUUUGGGAGGCCGAGGUGGGCGGAUCACCUGAGGUCGAGAGUUCGAGACCAGCCUGACCCACAUGGAGAAACCCCAUCUCUACUAAAAAUACAAAUUUAGCCAGACUUUGUGGCACAUGCCUAUAAUACUAGCUACUUGGGAAGGCUGAGGCAGGAGAAUCACUUGAACCUGGGAGGUAGAGGUUGCAGUGAGCCAAGAUCACGCCAUUGCACUCCAUCCUGGGCAACAAGAACAAAACUCUGUCUCAAAAAAAAAAAAGAAAGAAAGAAAAGUAACAAGCUCAUGUUUUGGUCCCACCUUUAAAUUUACCACAGGCUCUCAGUGGGACUGGAGAUAGAAAAGACAGAGCCCUUGACUUCCUUAUUCUUUAAAUUCCUUAAGUGGGAUUUUUUUUUCUCCUUUCUCCACUCAGGACAUUCUCUUUUGAAAUGACCUAAUUUUCCACACUUGUAACAUUUGUCUUGUCCCUCUCCCUUUUCAGUUUUUGGAGUCUUAGGGUACUGGGUUUGCUUUCCCUUUUUACCUGUCUUUGAGUUCUGUGGCCCCCCUGUCUCAUAUCUUUUGUGAGGCCUGGCAAAUGGAAGCUUAAGCUUGGCCUCUGGUGCAUUCUGUCAGAAAAUUUUUCUUUUUGCUUUGGUUUUUCUUCAUCCCUCCUUACAUAUACUUUUUGAGCUUAUUCUAAGAAUUCCCGUAUAGACUGUUUUUUCCAGUUUUCUAGUUUCUGUAACUUUUUUGCAAUGGCUUGCUAAAUGGCUACCAAUGGCUAGCUAUUGGUAACAAAAUGUAGCUUUAACAUUUCUUGCCUGCUAGGGUCUUCUGGAUCCAAAUGUGCAUAUUUUCUCAUUUGUUCUCGUAGUCUUUUUAGAAAGUUUAUAGGGCUUUCAUCUUUUUUCUGUUUUAUCUAAAAUGCUCAGGAAAGAUUCUGAGCACAGGGCACUGACUCCUGAAUUCCUUUAAUUAUCAUUUCCCUUAUAUCUUUCAUGAAUUUUUAGUGGACUGUGUCGUUAUCCCAUUGAGGAUCUUGGGUCGGGAAUUUCUGGUCUACAAUGGGAACGUUUUGGCUGGAUAGGUAUUUACGUUCCCAAACUCUCAUAGCAGUCCUGCAAAUCAACUGCCUUAUAUAUAAUACUCCAAUAUUACCUGUAAAGUUGUCAGAUGUGUCAUACCGGCUCAUACAAGAUCUUUUGUAUUAUUUUAUAAAACGAUACAAAAGCUGCAAAGCCACCAGCCUGCGUGCUUCCCAUGGAGAAGUUGGGACUUCCUGACAACUGCACAAACUCACGUGGGGGAUUUCAAUAUCCCAAAGCACGCAGAUUCCUGGUGUGGCUGGACUUGGUGCUGGGGUGCUGCGAAAGCCAGGUUUGAAGCAGAAAGACAAAAAAACCACUCACCUGUGUCAGCCUCGAGUGCUGAAGAACAACCGUGUGUGGGCCUUCAACCCUGUCUGGGUGGGUUCUGGACAGUGGGUGGGGACCCGGCGGGAGAAGGGAAAGGUCGUUGAGGGGGCAGGGCAUGAAAACUGUUGCUGGAGCUGGGCAAGAGGGUGGAGGCUGCUUUGGAAGCUGGGCCUGGUUAGAGGGUGGAGGUGGAGGUAGGGCCUGGAGUUUCAAGCUUCAGCCAUGCAUAGACUAGUCAGCUUCUGGUGUGUGACUAGAACAGGGCUUGUUCCCUCAAGCUUCAGCUGUGCAUAGACUGGUCAGACUCCGUAGUGACUAGAGCAGGCAGUCUUCUUUAGCAGCAGCUUGAUCUCAUCUCAGGAUCAGCCAAGUUGGAUGAUCUGGGUCCUGCUGGCUUGUCUACUUGUCUUGAGCUGCCAGUUUCAGCUGACUGUGGUGGAUCUAAGGCACAACACCUGCAACUUUAACAGCAGUGGGACUGGACAAGAUUACAGUAUAGGGCUUAUAUUGUAUGAGUCUUAGAGAAGUUGGAUUCUACAUAGCUGGUGGCCUUGUAGCUGUGUCAAAAAAAAGAACUGGCUAAAUACAGACAUUUGUAAAACAUAGUCAUGCUUAAGAGACUAGGGAAAUGAGUAACAGUAGAAGAAUUUGUCUUUCUCUCUCUCUCUCUUUUUUUUCCCUUCACUUUGUUCUGGAAUUUAAAAAGUGUCUAGAGCCCAUUCCUUUAGCCUUAGCUUUUUGGACAGCGUUAUCUUAUAACUUUCCUUGAAGUGAGCUGCUAAGCAGAAGAAAACUUGUUUCUUUUUCUUUUUAACCUUUACCACAAUUCUGUGGGCCAAAGGGAUCAGGAGACAGACAUACAGCAGUAGAAAACCUGAGACAGAGAAAAGAAGAAUGAGAAAGACUCAUAACAGAUGGUAAAGUAGAGGAGGGGUGAGGGAUUUGCCAAGAGGUGACAAAAGUGAAAAAAAAAAAAGAUAAGAAAGCAGGAGGAGAAAAGCAACUGGAGAAAUGUAGAGAAAAGCUAGAUGUACAGAGAGAUGAAGAACAGCAAGGCAGGAAGAGGGGCAGCAAAGAGGGAGGCUCAUCAGAGUGAGGGAGAGGAGGAGGGAUUUGCAGCCAGGACAGACAGAGUAGAGUGGUGCUGGUGGCAAGGAGAACAGAGGAAGAACAACAGCAGGGAACACAGCUGGGAAUCUAGGGUGCCAGAGAGUGGGUACAGAGGGGUAGAACAGGGAAGAGAUAAUUUAACAGGGAGAAAAGAGGAGGUGCAGAGAUGGGAGAAGAGGUGGAAAUAUACGGAGAUUGAGGAUGAUUGAAAGACUGGGGAGAAGGAGGAACAAGAGGUUAUAUAAGUUCCAAGGAUGAAGCAGAAGAGGUGGAAGAGAAGGAAUAGAGGUAAGAAGGGAAUAAACAGCAGGAGAAGAGAGGGGUACAGAAUGAGGUGCAGAAUCCCAGGGAAAUAGAAAAAAAAAGAGCUAGAGAGAGAAGGAGAGAAUGAGAGAUAUUUACAGAAUUAGGGAGGGAAGCACAGUAAUGAAGAAAGAGGGGCUGGGCACAGUGACUAAUGCCUGUAAUCCCAGCAUUUUAGGAGACUAAGGCAAGGGGAUUGCCUGAGUCCAGGAGUUUGAGACCAGUGUGGGCAACAUAGUGAGACCCCCCCAUCUCUUCCAAAAAACAAAAAUUAACAGGGCAUGAUGGUGCACACCUGUACUCACAGCUACUCUAGAGGCCAAGGCAGAUGAGUGAGUGAGUUCAUUGGAUAUGAUUACUUGUGACAUCUUCACUUCUGUGUAUAUAAUAAAUAAAUUAUUUAAAUUAUACAGAUGAAACUGAGAAUUUUAAAAUGCCUAUCUAUAAGACAUGUACAUUCUAUAAAUCUUGGCAUCAGAGGUUAGUUUCCACUUGGAAUCCCUAUUCAGCCACAGGAUAGUGAUUUAUUCACUUGAGAGUCACUCUCUUCCCUUUUUGCAGGGUGGUGUAGGAAGUGGGGUGGUGAGGUGGGAAAAAAAUCACUUUCUGUUAUUACAUAAUGUGGGAAAUGAGAGGACUGGAGAGAUCGAUGGGUGAAACAUAGGGGUUUUAUUAAGGUGCACACCAGCUCAGUGGACUCACAUCCAGAAAGCUAAGCCCAGAACAAAGACAGAGCUGGGCUUAUAUAGGCAAGCUUACAGAAGCAGGACAAAGAUAGUAAAUCAUACAGUGACAGGUUAUGUAAUCUAUACCAUAACUGCUGCCUUGGUAUAACUUGUGGCCUUGCUUAGCUGUGACCUUGCAGAUGCAUCAAAAGAAAAACAGGAACUUACAGAGUUUGCUAAAUACAGACAUGCAGACAUUUGCAAAAAUAGUCAAAAUUAAUGAUUCUGGGAAAGGAGAGACAGUAAAGGAAUUUGUUUUCUUAACCAUGUGUAGUUGGGGGGGAUGUAUCCAGUUUCUUAGACUGGGUCACCACAAACCUUUCUAUGGCCUUUCAUGUUACUAUCCUUGGAGUGAGUUAGCUCAGCAGAGGAAAAUUUGCUUUCUUCUUUAAUUUCUGCCUCAAUAAUACUUUUAAUUUAAUUAACUAAUUAAUUAAUAUUUUGAGAUAGCAUCUGGCUCUAUCACCCAGGAUGGAGUGCCAUGGAGUGAUCUCCUCUAACUGUAGCCUUGACCUCUGGGGGUCAAGUGAUCCUCGUACCUUGGCCUCCCGAGUAGCUAGGACCACAGGCAUGAGCCACCAAUCCCAGCUAGUUUUGUUGUUGUUGUUGUUGUUUGGAGAAAUGGGAUUUCACUGUUUCCCAGGCUGGUCUCAAAUUCCUUGAUGCAAAGGAUCUUCGUGCCUUGGACCCUCAAAGUACCAGCAUUACAGGGAUUAGCCACCACACCUGGCCUACAUAUAAUUUUUUAAAGGAAUAUCAAACCAUGGUGGCUCAUGCCUGUAAUCCCAGCACUUUGGGAACCUGAGAUGAGCAGGUCACCUAAGGUCAGGAGUUUAAGACCAGCCUGGCCAACAUGGUGAAACCUGGUCUCUACUAAAAAUACAAAACUUAGCUGGGCGUGGUGGCAUGCACCUGUAGUCACAGCUACUCAAGAUGCUGAGGCAUGAGAAUCACUUGAACCUGGGAAGUAGAGGUUGCAGUGAGCCGAAAUCAUGCCACUGCCCUGCAGCCUGGGUGGCAGAGCAAGUCUCCAUCUCACAAAAACAAGCAAACAAACAAAAAAUAAACAAAAUCAAAAACAGGAACAUGAAAACUGCUUUUGUUCUCUUGUGUAAUAGAUUUACUUUAUUUUUUUUUUCUGUUUCCUCUUCAUUUUUCUAUUUUUCUUUCUUUAUCCUUUUUUUGGCGGGGGGGCAGAAUCUCACUCAGUCACCCACACUGGAGUGCAGUGGCAUGAUCUUGGCUCACUGCAACCUCUGUCUCCCGGGUUCAAGUGAUUCUUUUGCCUCAACCUCCUGAGUAGGUGGCACUACAGGUAUAUGUCAGCACGCCCAGCUAAUUUUUGUAUUUUCAGUAGAGAUGGAGUUUCACCAUGUUGGUCAGGCUGACCUUAAACUCCUGACCUCAGGUGAUCUGCACAUCUUUGCCUCCCAGAGUGCUGGGAUUACAGGCGUGAGCAUCUGUGCCUGGCCAAGAUAAAUCUUAGUUUUCAAAAUUUCUUUUUUAAUACAUAAUCACUUCUGAAAGAUGCCUUUGUUGCAUCCUGUAAUCAGCUCACAUCAUUUUUUUCUGUACAUGUAUGUUUUUCAGUUAUUUUCCUGUUGACCCCAGAAUUUGUUAUAUUUUUUGAAACAAUUUCAAAAUAGUUUCUGUUUGUGUCUGGUUCAGAUCGAGAUGUGCAUGCUUUCUAGUCUUUAUUAUUUAUUGGAAACCUUUGGUACCUAAUGCAGAGGUUUGAUUGUUUCAGUGUGUACCCGGUAAAGAUGUCAGUGACCUUUUACCAUAACAUCAAAGUGUAGUUUAACCAGUUAGUCUAUUUUUCAGUUUUCUUUCCUUAUGUCAUUUGUUAAAAUCUUGAGCUGUAAGCUAUUAAGUGCAUGUUUCCCUCAGGCCCUCUGGUCCAUUCUGGACAAAUGUUGAAAGAUGGGCUGGAUUGGCACGGAACGCUGUGCCAAAAGCACCCCUUUUUUUUUUUUUUUUUUUUUUUUUUUUUUUAAGAUGGAGUUUUGCUCUUGUUGCCCAGACUGGAGUGCAAUGGUGAGAUCUCAGCUCACCACAACCUCCUCCUCCCGGGUUCAAGCUAUUCUCCUGCCUCUGCCUCCCAAGUUGCUGGGACUACAGGUGCCUGUCACCACGCCCAGGUAAUUUUUUGUAUUUUUAGUAGAAAUGGAGUUUCACCAUGUUGGCCAGGCUGGUCUCAAACUCCUGACCUCAGGUGAUCCACCUGCCUCGACCUCCCAAAAAGCUGCAAUAUCAGGCAUGAUCCAUCGCACCCGGCCACCCAUGUAUUCUUGAUUGAAAACAUUUGCUCAUGUCUUAGUUCUACAGCUGACCUUCUUUCACUGUUUUCAAGGUCAAUAACUGUGUGUUCACACUUCUGCAUUUUAUAAAUGUUCCUGUGAUUUUCUUGUAAUGAAGAAUUAAAUGUUGGGAGUCAGUGGCAUCAGAACCUUGCAAAAGAGGUUUUUUUAGCCCAGGUAUGUGGAAGACACUUCUUUAAUUUUCAAUAAUGGGUGUGAUAAAGACCAACCCUUCCCAUUAGCCCUUCCAGGCCCACAUGUAAGAAUUCAGACACAUCUUUUCACUCAUCUCAGACCUUCUCAGUGUAACUCAGUGAAAAUGUCUUCACUCUGAGCCUCAGUGAGCCUCCCUGCAACUUGCAGAUGAGGGGCUACACCGGAAAAGCUCAACCUGAGUGACCCUGGCCCCUGAAAUGAUUGGCAAAAUAGAGUGGGUGUCUGGGUGUGGCUUUUUUUCUGUGAGAGGGGACUGUCCAGUUGUAAUUAGAAUUUUAAAUGGGAUGCAGUACCCUAAAAAUGAAAAAAAAAAAAAAAAGCAGAAGAAUGGAAGAAACAGAGUUGUAGACUCAGACACAGAGACCAUCUUCGGGGCCUUUCUCUGUGUGAGGACAUCACAGCGAAAUCUAAAGCAGGUCAUGUGAGUCCCUGGCAGGGAACCCUCCACCAGCUUCCCGUGUUCCCCAGGACAAAAGCCCCACUCCUCACUGUGGCUCCACAGCCCUGUGUCCAGGGCCCCUGCCAGUGUCCAGCCUCCUCCUGGGAGCUUGCCCUCAUCUCAUGACUACCUUUGCCCCAGUCACAGUUGCUUUUCUCUUUUCCCAAACAUGAAAACCCUUCCUGUCUCAGGUCAUUGUCCCUGCUCUUACACUAUGUACCUAAAUGAUGACAGCACUGUCCCUUUCUCCUCCUUCAGGUCUAGGCUCAGAGAUGUCUCCCAUGCCCUCCCACCCCCAUCUGAAGAUUCCACUGCCUGUCAGUCUCUCAUGUUACUCAGAAAUUUUUUUUUUUUUUUUUUUUUUAAGACAGAGUUUUGCUCUUGUCACCCAGGCUGGAGUGCAAUGGCACAAUCUCGGUUCACCACAACCUCCACCUCCCAGGUUCAAGCAAUUCUCCUGCCUCAGCCUCCCGAGUAGCUGGGACUACAGGUGCAUGCCACAACACCCAGCUAAUUUUUUGUAUUUUUAGUAAAGAUGGGGUUUCACUGUGUUGACCAGGAUGGCCUCAAUCUCCUGACCUCUUGAUCCACCCACCUCAGCCUCCCAACGUGCUAGGAUUACAGGAGUGAGCCACCAUGCCCGACAGUUGCUCAGGAUUUUUAUCUCUGCAUCACUCACAUCGUUAAUCCUUUUUUUUUUUUUUUUUCUAUUUGAGACAGAGUCUGACUCUGUGGUCCAACCUGUGAGUGCAGUCUCUUUUUCUUGACUCACUGCAACCUCUGUCUCCUGGGUUCAAGCGAUUUUUGUGCCUCAGCCUCCCAAGUAGCUAGGAUUACAGGUUUGUGCUACAAAGCUGGCUAAUUUUUGUAUUUUUAUUUUUAGUUUAUUGUAUAUUUGAGUCUCACUCUGUCACCCAGCUGGAGUGCAGUGGCAUGAUCUCGGCUCACUACAACCUCCACCACCCAAGUUCACUGGAACCUCCACUCCUAGGUUAAAGCGAUUCUCCUACCUCAGUCUCCCCAGUAGCUGGGAUUACAGAUACCCACCAAGCCUGGCUACUUUUUGUGUUUUUAGUACAGACAGGGUUUCACCAUGUUGGCCAGGCUGGUCUUGCACUCCUGACCUCAAGUAAUCUGCCCAUCUCAGCCUUCCAGAGUGCUAGUAUUACAGGCAUGAGCCAUGGUGCCCAGCCCAAUUUUUGUAUUUUUGGUAGAGACAGGGUUUCACCAUGUUGACCAGGUUGGUCUUGAACUCCUGAGCUCAAGUAAUCCUCCCACCUCAUUUUCCUAAGUAGCUGGGACCACAGACACACAGACAUGCACCACUAACCCAGUUCAUGAUAGACCCUUGGACUUUACUGUUAUGGAAAAUGUAUAUAAAGAAAUAUCAGUGUGUCAAAACAUUAUGUCUGUCACAAGCUGGUGAAAGAAAAAUAAAAAUUACUAAGCCAAAGAGAAAAGUCAAGCUAGGAACUGUGUCAGACAAACUUGCCUCCCGUUUUAUUCCUAAACAAGAUAGCUACAAGGAUUUUUAAAAAGUUACAGAGAGGCUGAUCACCUGAGGUCGGGAGUUCGAGACCAGCCUGACUGACAUGGAGAUACCCGGUCUUUACUAAAAAUACAAAAUUAGCCAGGUGUGGUGGUGCCUGCCUGUAAUCCCAGCUACUCAAGAGGCUGAGGCAGGAGAAUCGCUUGAACCCAAGAGGCGAAGGUUGCAGUGAGCCGAGAUUGGGCCACUGCACUCCAGCUUGGGCAAGAGCAAAACUGUCUCAAAAAAAAAAAAAGAAGAAAGAAAAGCUACAAUACUCCCCUCACAAACUGGAAGCCUCAAGCUCUUCACCCUAAAAUAGUUCUGUUGAAUUUCACCCUGGCAAUGUAAACUGAUAGCUUAUCUGCACAGGUGUGGGACAGAACCCGUCCCUCUGCACACCUGAGUCAAAUGCCUAUCUGACUGUUUCCCCUGCCCUAUUUAUGUAAAAAUUCAGAGUCAAUGAGCCAGAUUAAGGCAUAAGUGACUAUUCCUCUACUCCCUCUCAUAUAUAAAUUGUGUAUUCAGUGAAAGGCUGAUGAGUCACUCAAAGAAUAUGAUAAUUUAUUAUCUACCUGUGACCCGGAAGCCCCCCAAUUCCAGUUUUUCCACCUUUCCAGACCGAAUUAAUGUACAUCUUAUAUGUAUUGAUUGAUGUCUCAUGUCUCUGUAAAAUAUGUAAAACCAAACUGCAGCCUGAAAACCUUGGGCACCUGUGGUCGGGACCGCCUGAGGCUGUGUCACAGGUGCAUUUUUAACCUUGGCAAAGGAGAUUUCUAAAUUGAUUGAGACCUGUUAGAUACUUUUGGUUCACAAGCUCAUGAACACAGAAAAAAAAGAAUAGGAAAAAAACUAGCACAAAAUCAGUUCCAAAAUGAUCGCGAUGCCGCCAUUGCACUCCAGCCUGGGCAACAAGAGAGAAACUCCAUCUCAAAAAACAGUAAAAGAAAAGAAAAGAACUAGGUGUAAUGGAAAACACGAAAUCAGUUCCAAAAUCUGAACUCCUUCAUAUUUAUUCAACAUAGGGAAAUGCUCUUCAACUUUGUGUGGUUAGAUUCCAUUUAUGAAUGAUAUAUUUCUAAUAUUUGAUUAAAAUAAAAACCCAUGCUAUGUAAUUUUAGCCAAUUUAAAGCUGCAAAUAAUAAAUGAUCAAUUAUAUACAUACAUGAAACUUCCUAAUAUUUCGCUUAGUAUUGCUAUUGCUAUGUUCUUGAGGCAGACGCUCCGUCUGUCAGAUAGAUACAUUACCAGAGCUUGGUGUCUUCCAUAUUUGUGCUUAGGACUCUGUGGUGCAUGAGUGUAUAAACUUAAGCAGGAACCUAGGAGAGCUAGAGCGUGGGGGCGGUGCCUGGAACAAGACUGGGGCGGGGCAAGAGGGAGGAGGCCGCCUGGGGGCCAGGCCAUACAACGGGAAAGGGCAGAACCAGAGGGUUAUCGUCAUCUUGGGGGCGGGGUCUGGAGGGGGUGUUGUUCUGAAGGGUGGGGGCCUGCAAGGGUCGGGUUCGGGCUCUCUCCUCAGCUGGGCCCCGGAUGUCGCCUGCUGUCAUCCUCUUGCCCGCCUGGACUAAAUCCUCCGAGUUCUGAUUGGUGGAUUGGUUCUGAUGUGCCGUGAUAUUACCCCUAAUAUCACAGGGAUGUUUCCUGCCCAUUUCAAGUUAGUGUUUCAGACAAUCGAAGAUAAAACAACAUGUUGUAGUAGGCCACCUGUACUGAACGCUGAAUCGUUUUUCCUCUUAAGUUGAAAAUGGUUUUAAUGCAAAGCGCCUUGUUUGAGCAGGCAGAGUCCUGCAGUCGGGGCGAACUCCCCCCUCAGUCUGGGGCAGCGCAGUGGGGAGGGCAGGGACCUCAGUAAAGGGGUGGAGUGGGGCGCUGCUUGCAGAGGGGACUGAGAAUUAGUCAGUAGAACUGCUUGAACCCAGGAGGUGGAGGUUGCAGUGAGCUGAGAUUGCACCACUGGGCGACAGAGCAAUACUGCCUCUCAAAGAAAAAUAAAAAAGAGUUUUCCUGUCAAUAAUUGGGAAGACUAAGCAGCCCCAGAGAUAAGACCUCAUGGGAUCAUUGUUACUUCUUAUGGAGUGAUAAAGUGACCUUCCUCGAAUUGUAUCAAUCCACAACCAAUCAAGUUGCUGCAACCUAUGCACUGGGCUUGAAUGAAAACUGUCAUGAUUCUGCUAAAGCUUCUCUGUCUUUCCCUGUGUGUGAAACCUUAACGUCUCUACUUUGGAACGCCAAUCUCAUUCAUUUGGAGUUGGUGUUUCCAGGUGGCUAUCCUCAAGCUUUGUGUUCACAUAAACUCAGUACUUAAUCGUAUAUUCUAAAUUUUAUUAUUUACUGCUGACGUCAGUUUCUGUCAGAUUGUAGGCGCCUGACCAGAGAGGGCACGUGUCGCUAUGUUGUAAAACUCACACUCGUCAAAAAGACAUGGGUUAGGGUUUUCCCCCUCCCUCUGGAUGAAGCUAAUUAGCUGACACAGAUGGUCACCUCCAUUACCAAAUAGAGCCAGGAUGAAAUAUGUGUGACCAAGAGUGUUGUCAAGUCCUCUUCCCUGAGGACUGAUUAGUGUUUAUCUUGAAAACAUGUACUCAAUGGGUUGUAUAGAACAGUGAAGUUUCCUUGUCUCUUUUCAACGUCUUAGCUGUUUGCCUCAAUUUCCCAUCAUAUUCUGGUUUAAGGCUUAUUUAUUAAUAAAGUGGUUUUUAUUUCUUUCACUAUUA
Molecule: messenger RNA, 19383 nt
Organism: Pan troglodytes (chimpanzee)
Lineage: Eukaryota; Metazoa; Chordata; Mammalia; Primates; Hominidae
Product: zinc finger protein 816
Exons: 4
Coding region: 4293-6500 (735 amino acids)
Biological process (GO): regulation of transcription by RNA polymerase II
Cellular component (GO): nucleus
Molecular function (GO): RNA polymerase II transcription regulatory region sequence-specific DNA binding; DNA-binding transcription factor activity, RNA polymerase II-specific
Source: RefSeq, a predicted model, not a curated record